UUUAUGUAAGGAUCUCGAGCCAGCUGCCUACGUGGAAAUCCGCAACGGUAGCUCACUUCACCUGUCGACCAUGGAACAACGUGGACCAGGAAAGCCACCUGGCAGACGGGAGAAUGAAAUUAUCAGGCAGGCUGAAAAGGAGCACGAGUUGGUGAGGCGGCAGCGAUUUCUAGAGAUACCAAGAAUUGACAAAAACCAAUCUAGUUUGAAGGACAGUCAAAAAACUAAUAGUUAACUGAGCAAACGUUGAAAUAUUUGUUAAAAAUAUAUUACAUUCCAUUUCAUUGCCGCUUCGUUUUUGAUUUUUUUAAAUUUUCUUCAAAAAUGUUUGCCACCUAUUCGAGCAACGAUGUGGCUGCCCAUGAGGAAGUAGAUGCUACUCAUCAAGAAGUUUCUCUUGUUGAAGAUGAAAUGCAAUCGAUCAUCUUUUUGGCGCACCAGGAGCAUGAGGCACAGACCCAUCAACAAGUGAUGAGUGCGAUGAAGCAACGCGGAGAGGAGGAGUUGGCCAAACUCAAAGAUAUUAACCCAUUACCCAAAAGUCUUACCAGAGACCAGAUCGAUGCUGUCCACGACGAGGAGAUCAGAGUUCUGCUGGACCAAAUCGAUUCGAAGGAGGAGAGUAGCGAUGAAGAUGACGACGAUACUUUUUAA
This is a messenger RNA of Drosophila takahashii, 654 nucleotides long. RefSeq lists its product as uncharacterized. Lineage: Eukaryota; Metazoa; Arthropoda; Insecta; Diptera; Drosophilidae. The record is from RefSeq and is a predicted model, not a curated record.